AUGAAGUCAGUGGGACUGUGGGAGGCUUUAUCAUCUGCGCUGAAAGGUGAUUGGAAAUCUAUUGAGGACAUGACAAACAUUCAAAGACGUAUUAGUUGGAACGAAGAAACCACUCUUCAUAUUGCUGCUGCAGCAAACCAGGAAGACUUUUUGAAGAAAUUAUUGACAUGGAUGACAUCAAAUAACUGCAACCUAACAGCUGAAACCAAUGCUGGGAACACUGCCUUGACCUACGCUGCUGCAGCUGGAAAUGUGAAAAUUGCCGAGAUGAUGCUAAAGAAAAAUCCUGAGCUGCCAAACCUAGGUAGAGGGGUGAAACCACUCUCUAUGGCUGCUUUCUUAGGACACAGUCAAAUGGUGCAAUUUCUUUAUCCUGUGACUACGAUAGAUAAGCCAGAUGACCGGGAUGAUAUAUUUAUCAAUUGUGUUAGAAAAGACUUAUACGGUGUUAGAGUUUUUCGUGGCUCAGCUGGCAACUCGCCAGUUGUGAAACCCCAGUCGCGAGGUUACAGAGGUGAUGUUGAGAAUUCAAACGAAACCUCAGUGAUUUCAUCUGUUCUGUUUGAAGCAGCAGAAGUAGGCAACAUCGAGUUCUUGGUUAAGCUUAUUUGUUUUAACUUUGAUCUAUUAUGGAAAAGAAAAGACAGUAAAAGCAUAUUUCAUAUUGCUGUUGAGAAGCGCCACGAAAGCAUCUUCAAAUUACUUAAUGAGAUAGGCUUAAUUGGAGAUCUAAUAGUCGGUAGAAUAUUUGAAGAUGGAAGCAACAUAUUGCAUUUAGCUGCAAGAUUGGCACCUCAAGAUAUGCUCAAGGCUAUAUCAGGAGCAGCUCUUCAAAUGCAACUAGAACUAUUAUGGUUCAAGGUACUGAUUCAUGCGCUUUGUGUUGUAAUUGUUGAACCAUUUAAUAGAAUGUCAUUAGCAAAGGCUCUUGCAGGGUUUCGUAUAAAAGAAGGUUAUGGUAGGAAUUGUCAGAAAUCAAGACUAAAGGAAGAAGAAGUAAGAUCAAAAGUGAGUGAAGCUGAAAAGAAAGAAGAAGAAGUUAAACCAGACUAA
Messenger RNA from Quercus lobata, 1053 nucleotides. RefSeq names its product inversin-like. Bases 1 to 1053 code for a protein of 350 amino acids. The transcript is spliced from 4 exons. Lineage: Eukaryota; Viridiplantae; Streptophyta; Magnoliopsida; Fagales; Fagaceae. Gene Ontology annotation, cellular component: membrane. Gene Ontology annotation, molecular function: protein binding. The record is from RefSeq and is a predicted model, not a curated record.